AUGGAGCUGAACGAGCUGCAGCGCCUGUCGGCGGCGUUUUUCCAGCAGGGGAUGCGGUACACCUUCACGGCCUCGCAGCAGCCAUCAACUCCCGGCGUCUACCGCUUCGUUUUCUCACGGCCGACCAACGCCACACCGGAGUCGCCGGUGUACAUCACCGUAGACAUUUCUCGCGCCUCGGACGACAAAGGCGAUGACACCACUACAGCGUAUUGCGCUGUGAUUGAGGGACUUAAUUGGCCGUACUACUUUCAACUGCGUGAUGGGGUGAUGGAUGAGGGAGGCUUUUCGGAAAGCCUCUUGGAAAAAGUGGACGCGCAGAAGUGUAAGGUCAACGAGCGGUGCCUUUGGAUGUAA
Trypanosoma conorhini is the source of this 357-nucleotide messenger RNA. RefSeq lists its product as uncharacterized. The record is from RefSeq and is a predicted model, not a curated record. Lineage: Eukaryota; Euglenozoa; Kinetoplastea; Trypanosomatida; Trypanosomatidae. The transcript has a single exon. The coding region runs from base 1 to 357 and encodes 118 amino acids.